UUCUGAUUCCAUCACUGAUUCACCGUAACCUCGGAUACACCAUUUCUUUUUUCCUUGGAGAAGAAGAAAUACAACACUUGGGGCCGGGAAUAGCAACAAAACAGUAUACAGUCCGUAGCUCAGGUGCCGGAGAGGGAUUUUCAUUGAAGAAUAGAUAUAUAGAGAGGUGAAAUGCAUCUGUAUAACGCUUGGUUGCCACCGCCGGUGGCGGAGCAGACGAGAAAAGAGGGUGAGGCUUUCGCUGAAGUGGUGAAAACGGCCAAGGAAUCGUAUAAGCAGGACGAUCCGGAAUCGGUUUACGCUACGCUGAAAUGGAUAUCUGUUCUCGACCUCUUCAUAAAGGCAAGAAGUGAAUUGCGCAUUGAAGAUGUGAAAGACCUUGUCGAAUUUGGGUUGGACUUAUUUAGAUUAUCAGAAAAUAAACUUAAUAUUCAGGUCAGAUGGGGAAAUCUCUUGGUAAGGAUAUUAAAUAAAUUUAGAAAGAAGUUGGAUUUGGAGGUCCAGUGGCGCCCAUUCUAUGAUACUCUGGUACACACUCACUUCACGAGGAAUACUGGCCCUGAAGGAUGGAGAUUGAAACAACGACAUUUUGAGACAGUUACUUCACUUGUUCGAUCUUCUCGGCGGUUCUUCCCUUCAGGUUCUGGAUUUGAGAUAUGGACUGAGUUCAGAUCCGUAUUGGAAAAUCCAUGGCAUAAUUCAGUAUUUGAAGGUUCUGGUUUUGUACGACUGUUCCUUCCAACAAAUGUGGAAAAUAAAGACUUCUUCUCGUAUGAUUGGAUUAGAUCAUGCUUAGAUCACUGGGAUUCUAUACCAAAUUCCCAGUUUUGGAGCAGCCAGUGGACCUCUCUUACCGCCCGUGUGAUAAAGAACUACAGCAAUCUUGAUUGGGAAGUAUUCUUGCCAAUUUUUUUCAACAGAUACUUGAAUAUGUUUGAGGUUCCUGUGGCAAAUGGAAGUGGGUCAAAUCCAUUUUCUGUGGAUGUUCCUAGAAACACUAGAUUCUUGUUCUCAAAUAGAACAGUCACUCCAUCAAAAGCCAUUGCUAAAUCAGUUGUUUAUCUACUAAGUCCUGGAGGUUCAACACUACAUCAUUUUGAGAAAUUGGUCAACCUCUUGGAACAGUACUACCACCCUUCCAAUGGUGGCCGCUGGACAUAUUCUCUUGAACGAUUCUUGUUCUAUUUAGUAACUACAUUUCAAAAUAGGUUGCAAUUGGAGCAACAGAGAAAAGAUAAAGGUGAACUGUCGUCACGCUUCCUAAGGCAGGUGGACAGGACUUCCUUUGUUAAUAUCAUCUUGAGGCUGAUUGAUCGUGGUCAAUAUAGCAAAAAUGAACAUCUUUCAGAAACUGUUGCUGCUGCAACUUCUAUUCUUUCGUAUAUAGAACCAUCCUUGGUUCUUCCCUUUUUAGCAUCUCGGUUUCACAUGGCCUCAGAAACAAUGACAGCUACUCACCAGUUGAAAAGUGCUGUUAUGUCGGUAGCAUUUUCUGCACGAUCUCUGUUCCUCAUGGCCUUAUCUACAUCUUCUAUGAAAUCUGAUGCUGAUGAUCACGAUGGUUCAUUUGUUGACCUUUUGUCAAUUUCGUUAUCAAAUGCAUUGCUUGGUAUGGAUGCCAAUGAUCCACCCAAAACAUUGGCAACACUGCAGCUUAUUGGUUCCUUAUUCUCCAAUAUGGCUAUUUUGGAAGAUAAUGCAGAUGGAGUGUUUUGUAUGCCUGAGUUUCACUUUUCUGAAUGGCUUGAUGAGUUUUUUUGUCGUUUGUUUUCAUUGCUCCAACAUUUGGAACCAAGUAGUGUCGUGAACGAAGGUCUUCAUUCUCCUGCAACUUCAGGAACUUUCCUUGUCGAGGAUGGUCCAUACUAUUUCUGCAUGUUAGAAAUAUUGAUGGGGAGGCUUUCGGAGUCCCUGUAUAAACAGGCACUUAAAAAAAUUUCCAAGUUUGUUACAAUGAACAUCCUUCCUGGGGCAAUUGCAGAGGUUGGGUUGCUUUGUUGUGCCUCUGUUCAUCCUAAUCCUAAGGAGGCUGUUACUCACCUUGUGAAACCAAUGUUGGAAUCUGCUAUAUUGUCAUUUAAAGGAACACCUGUUACAGGGUUUGGGGGAAGAGGGACUUCUGAAGCUUCUAGAGUCAGCAAGGAAAAACCCAUGCUCUCCCCGGCUCUUGAAAAUGCAAUUGAAUAUCAGUUGAAAGUGUUAUCCAUUGGAAUCAGUUAUGCAGGCCCUGCACUUCUUCACUACAAAGACGAAUUGAAAGAAGCUAUUGCUUGUGCUUUUAAUUCUCCAUCAUGGAAGGUCAAUGGGGCGGGAGAUCAUGUUCUCCGAUCUCUUCUUGGAAGCCUGGUCCUUUACUAUCCCAUUGAUCAAUAUAAGUGUCUUUUGCAUCACUCGGCUGCCCCUGCAUUGGAGGAGUGGAUCAGUACGAAAGAUUUUGCAAAUGAUAAAAGAUUGAUGGCUCCCGGGUGGCAUGUUCCUUGUCAGGAAGAGAUCCAGUUUGCAAAUGAACUCCUAAGUCUGCAUUUUGAUUCUGCUUUAGUUGAACUUUCAAGGAUAUGCAAAUCUAAAAUCCAUUCUGAUUCAGGAGAUGAAAAAGAACACUUAAAAGUGACUCUUCUGCGGAUUGAUUCUUCAUUACAAGGGGUUUUGUCAUGUUUACCUGAUUUUAGGCCAUCCUGCAAAGAAGGGAUGGUUGAAGAGCAAGGUCAUAUUCCUUUCUUGAUUGCUGGAGCAACAGGCACUUGUGUUGGUAGUGCUGAACUGCGAGAGAAAGCUGCAGAUGUUAUUCAUUCAGCUUGCCUUUACUUGUUGGAGAAAAAGUCCGAUGAUAGCAUUCUAUUAUUGCUUCUCAUUCGUAUAAUGGAUUCUUUAGUGAACUACGGGAGUUCAGAAUAUGAUGAGUGGGUAAAUCACCGACAGGCCUGGAAACUGGAAUCUCCUGGCAUUGUAGAACCUCCAGUUAAUUACAUUGUGUCGUCUCAUUCGAAAGGAAAAAGAAGAUCACGAUGGGCGCUAAUUGACAAAGCUUAUAUGCAUAGUACUUGGAGAGCUUCACAGUCCUCUUAUCAUAUUUUCCGGAUGAUGGGAAAUUUGUCUCCAUCUGAUCAUGUCUUGCUUUUGAUGGAUGAUCUUCUUAACUUGUCUUUACAUAGCUAUGAAACAGUCCGUGUAAUUGCUGGAAAAUCUCUUCUGAAAAUGAUGAAAAGAUGGCCAUUUACUAUUUCAAAAUGUGUGCUGACUCUCAGUGAAAAUUUGAGGAGUCCAAGCUCACCUGAAUAUGCAGUGUUAGGCUCUUGUGCAGUUCUUGCAACACAAACCGUGCUAAAAUGCUUGACUAUGGAUACAAAGGCACUUUCUUCUUUUCUGAUUGGAAUUCUUUCAAGCUCUCAUCACGAGUCAUUAAAAGCUCAGAAAGCAAUCAAUGAGCUCUUUGUGAAGUACAACAUUUAUUUUGCGGGAGUAUCUAGAAAUAUGUUCAAAACAUCAGCCAGCCAUUCAGACAAGACUGAUUUUGCAGUGUUGGUUUCUGAGAUCGGCUCUAUGAGUUUUGAAAGCACCAACUUGCAUUGGAGGUAUAAUCUGAUGGCUAAUAGAGUUUUGCUUCUGUUAGCAAUGGCUUCUAGGAAUGACCCGAACUCAUCAUCAGAAGUUGUCAGUGAAACUGCCGGUCAUUUCUUAAAGAAUUUGAAGAGUCAACUACCUCAGACGAGAAUACUAGCAAUCUCUGCUCUAAAUACACUGUUAAAGGAAUCACCUUAUAAACUGCCUGAGGACCGAACUGCCGUACACAUAAAUGUGAAAUCUUCUCUUGAAGGAGCUUUAAGUAUUAUAUUCAAAGAAGAAGGAUUCUUUAAUGAGACUUUAAACAGUCUUUCUCAUAUUCAUAUAGUUGAUACAGAUGGCGCAUCUUCCAAAGGAGGUCAUGGAAGCUCUUCAUUCCAGAGCCUCGCAGACAAAUCCAUCACCCGGUUUUAUUUUGAAUUUUCUUCAUCAUGGCCUCGUACACCUAACUGGAUAUCUUUACUGGGAAAUGACACCUUUUACUCAAGCUUUGCCAGGAUCUUUAAACGGCUUAUACAAGAAUGUGGCAUGCCUGUGUUAGUGGCACUAAAAAAUCCGCUAAAGGAGUAUUUAAAUGCCACGGAGAGGACAAAACAGUGUGUUGCUGCUGAAGCAUUGGCUGGUGUUUUGCAUUCUGAUGUCUAUGGUGUUUCAGAUGCAUGGGACAGCUGGUUGAUGGUUCAUCUGCAGAAUAUUAUUCAUGCGCCAUCUCUGGAAUCUAUACCUGAGUGGGCCGCUUGUAUACGUUAUGCAGUUACAGGGAAGGGAAAAUAUGGAACAAAGGUUCCUCUUUUAAGACAGAAAGUGUUAGACUGCUUGAUGAACCCUUUCCUGGAGGCAGUUAGUACUACGGUUAUUACCAAGCGCUAUAUUUUUCUUUCGGCUGCACUUAUAGAGUCAUCCCCUCCUAGAAUGCCUGCAGCUGAAAUGGAGCUUCAUAAUAAGCUGCUUCAAGAAUUGAUUGGAAAUAUGAAUCAUUCUUCUCCACAAGUAAGGGAAUCCAUUGGUUUGACUCUGUGUGUGGUAUGUUCAAACAUCCGACUAAACAAGUUGUGUAAUCAAGCUCAGUUCCAUGAUAUACAAAGUGACAGCUAUCAUGAAAACAUGAAAACAUGGUGUUGGGAUCAAUAUUUGGUGGACCAAGCUUCAAAACUUGUGCCAAAUAUCCAAAAGUCUAGCCAGUCAGAUGUAUUUGAUAUCUCAGCAAAUAAAGCCUCCGAAAAUGGAUCAUCAAACGACAAAUCUGAAGAUGAUGCUAAAUGGAUGGAGACGCUAUUUCAUUUCGUCAUCUCCUCUUUAAAGUCCGGAAGGUCUUCGGUUUUGCUGGAUGUUCUUGUUGGUCUUCUCUAUCCUGUAAUAUCACUACAGGAAACAUCAUAUAAAGAUCUUUCUACUCUGGCCAAAGUGGCUUUUGAAUUGUUCAAAUGGAGACUUGUCUUAGAACCUCAUCUCGAGAAAGUGGUACGUGUCUUGCUUGCUUCAGCGGAAGAUUUAAAUUGGCGGACCAGAUCAGCUACAUUAACUUUCUUACGAAGUUUCAUGUACAGACAUACUUUUGUCCUCCACAAGGUGGACAAAGAAAAUAUCUGGGGAACGGUUGAGAGGCUACUCUCAGACUACCAAGUUGAGGUACGAGAGCAUGCUGCAGCUGUUUUGGCUGGCCUUAUGAAGGGUGGGGAUCAAGAUCUUGCCAAUGACUUUCGCAGUAGAGCAUUCAAGCAAGCAAGCGCCAUUCAGAAUAAGAGGAAACGAAGAAGCUUAAGAUCAUCAGGGCAGUCAGUAGCAUCCAUACAUGGCCAGAUACUUGCAUUGGCCGCUUGUGUUUUAUCAGUCCCUUAUGACAUGCCCAGUUGGUUGCCUGAGUAUGUGACUCUACUGGCUCAAUUUGUUUCGGAGCCUUCCCCUGUCAAAUCUACAGUAACAAAAGCAGUGGCCGAGUUCCGGCGUACUCAUGCAGAUACAUGGAAUAUACAAAAAGAUUCUUUCACUGAAGAGCAACUUGAGGUUCUGGCUGAUACAUCCUCAUCCUCAUCAUACUUUGCCUGAAAAAUGGGUUGCUUUUAUUAUUACAUUGUAGUUUUUCUUUCUCAUUUUCACCUUAGAAAGCGAUUCUGUAAAAACAAAAGGUGUUCCGUAAACUUGUAAGGCGCUAAGGCUCAGGGAAGUGCCAAAGCUGUAGUUGGUUAUAGUAUACAUGUACUAAUCGGGUUGUUCAUGUACUUUUCUUUUCAUAAAUUUGAGUUGUUUUUUCAUUGAGGUCCCGCUUAUUAGACGUCCUCUAAAAAUUUGAUGUACCAUAAUGCAAUUUGUUAGACGCAAUUUGAGUGCAGUAUGAAUGGUACUCACAUGACCUAUGCUACAUUUGCAA
This is a messenger RNA of Cuscuta epithymum, 5929 nucleotides long. The record is from the annotation of a GenBank genome assembly. NCBI's taxonomy places the organism in Eukaryota, Viridiplantae, Streptophyta, Magnoliopsida, Solanales, Convolvulaceae.